AUGCCUGUCUUUAGUAGUAGUAAGAAAAAAUCACAUGAAUAUCUAUGUAAAAUCUUCACUCUGGAUGCUGAAUUACAUUUUACUAUUGAAGCAACAACAAAAGGUAAUACAAUAUUUUCUCUUGUUUGUCAAACAAUUGGUCUUCGUGAAUAUUGGUAUUUUGGUCUUAAAUAUUUCGAUAAAACUUCAAAUGAAUGGAAUUGGCUUCAAUUGAAUCAUACAAUUAUUUCACAACCAAUAGAAAUCUCAUCGAAUUCAACUUUAUUUAAAACACCGGAUUCACCUAAUCUAACAGAUUGUUUUAAUCCUCAUCUUUUACGUUCACCACCAACAUCUUCAUCAGUAUUAAAUCUUUCGUCUCCUAUAAUUAAUGUUGGUCAACAACCUUUGAAAGGUAUCAUAGAACUUUAUUUUGUUGUCAAAUUUUAUCCCGAAGAUAUUACACAUGAAAUUAUACAAGAUAUUACACGACAUCUUUUUUAUUUACAAGUUAAACAUGAUAUUCUUAAUAUGGAUAUUUAUUGUCCACCAGAUACUGCUGCACAUCUUGCUUCACUUUCUCUUCAAGCAAAGUUUGGUGAUUAUGAUCAAAUUGAAUCAUUAUCUGAAUCAUUAAAUUUAGAAAAUGAAGCAUUAUUACCAUUAACAUGUUUUCAAAAAAUAGAAUUAUCUCGUUCAGAUUGGUUUGAUCGUAUAAUUGCUUUAUGGCGUACACAUGCAUUACUAUUACGAGAAGAAGCUGAAAUAUCUUAUUUAAAACAUGCACAAGAUUUAGAUAUGUUUGGUUUAUCAUUUUUUGAAAUAUCAAAAAUGCAAGGUACAAAUAAAUCUUCAUCACAACAACAAAUCAAAUCAAUUAACCAGCAACAAAAACAGUCAGAUCAAGCACUUAUUGCCGCUGAACUUUGGCUUGGAAUUGAUUCAUUAGGAAUUCGGUUUUAUAAGAAAAAUAAACUGAGACCAGAAGUUUUCUUCUCAUGGUGUGAUGUUAAAUCUGUUACAGCUCAUGAUAAAAAAAUUGUAUUAAAUCUAACUAGUGAUAAACAUGCAACAUUUGCAUUCUAUGCUGCAAAAUCAUCUGUAAGCAAAGAGAUACUUGAUUUAGCAACAGGUAACCAUGACUUAUAUAUGAAACGUCGACAAGAACAAUCAAUUGAAAUACAACAAAUGAAAUAUUUUGAAGAACAACAACAAAAAGAAAAAAUGCGAUUAUUUAUACAAGAACGUAAAUUAAGAUUACAAGCAGAAAAACAACGUGAUGAAAUAGAAUGUAAACUUACUGAUUAUCAACAACAAAUGAAAGAAGUUCACGAAACAUUGGUUAAAUAUCAAGAAGCAACUGAAUUAUUAGCACGUAAAGCACAUGUAAAUAGUGAAGAAGCUCGAUUACAAGCAGCAAAAGCACUUGAAAUUGAAACACAACUUGAACGAUGUAAAUAUGAAAUAAGUCGAAAUGAAGAAGAAAAACGACUUUAUGCUCGACAAAUUCAUGAAUGUGAACAAGUAAUUUCAACAUUAGUCAACGAUGCAAUUAAAAAUAAUUCUUAUUAUUCAUGUCGUUGUCAUGAAUUUUAUCUUCUUUCAUCAAUUAUUGAACAGCGAUAUGAUAAAAUUGAAAUUAUUUUUAUUUUAUUUUUUUCCUUUCAUAGUCGUAAAGAAUCUGAUGAAUUGAAAUUAGAAGUUGCUAAAUGGCGUGUAGCUGAAGCAGCUGCACGUGAAAAACUUUUGGCUAUUACUCAACUCAAUCAAUCGUGUGCUAUUUCAAAUGCACCGAUACAUACUCAACAUAAUCUCGUUCAAUCAUCUUCACGAACAACAACUGUAUCUCCACCACCUUAUCGACCGAUAACAAAAGUUCAAGAAUCAAAUUCAACAGAUGAAAGAACUCAUUUUAUUGAUAAACAAGCACAAUUAGCAUUACAAUUACAAGAUUUAAAAAAUGUAAUUCAAUCAAAGAAAAUUGAAGAUCAACAAACACCAUUAGAUAAAGCUUAUGAAGAAAAUUUAGCAAUAGGUGAUAAUAAAUAUUCAACAAUACAAAAAGCACGAUCAGGUACAGCUUUAAGACGUGUGGCUACAUUACAAGAUUUAUAA
Molecule: messenger RNA, 2094 nt
Organism: Rotaria sp. Silwood2
Lineage: Eukaryota; Metazoa; Rotifera; Eurotatoria; Philodinida; Philodinidae
Source: the annotation of a GenBank genome assembly